Pyrgilauda ruficollis (rufous-necked snowfinch) is the source of this 2062-nucleotide messenger RNA. RefSeq names its product formin-like protein 5. The record is from RefSeq and is a predicted model, not a curated record. Lineage: Eukaryota; Metazoa; Chordata; Aves; Passeriformes; Passeridae. The transcript is spliced from 4 exons. Bases 1 to 984 code for a protein of 327 amino acids.
AUGUACAUAUAUGUAUACACACACCGGUGUUGGGGGUUAUUUUUGGAGAGAGAGAGCGAGAGUGAGCGUUACGCUCUCUGUGCUCCCAUCCAGGCGUUUCAGCGCCGCGCGGACAAACCACCGGAAUGUCCCGGGGAUCGCCGAGCCGCGGGGGCGGGGCCGGGGCCGCCCGGGGGCGGGGAAUCGGCUCGGGCCCCGCCCCGGAGCCGCCGUGCCGAUGCCACGUGGGAGGCGGCGGAGCCGCCGCCGCCGCCGGGCCGGAGUCGCGGCCCCGCUAACGCUGGGGACGGCGCUCGCCGGCCGCCGCGAGGAGGGGAGGUCGCGGAGCCCCCGGGACCGCGCCGGGAUCGCCGAGACCCGAUGGGUGCUCGGCGCGGUGGCGCCCGGCUCGCGGGGCGGCUCCCCGCCCUGGGCUGCGCCCUCGCUGCUGCAGCUCCGGCGGCGGCUCCGGCGGCGGCGGGGCAGGGCGAGGCCGAGGCGGCGGCCACCCCCUACGUGGGGCUGCGGCGGCCGCUUGGCUACAAGUUGGCCAAGGCCACCAAGGAGCGGAUCUGGCGGGGGGAGUUCAUUGACCUCUUUUCCUUGCUCCACACAGAGCUGGCCCCCGAGCACGGCCCGCGCCCGGGGGACACGCUGGACCAGUGGGUCUCGGCCUUCCUGGUGUACGCCAGCGUGCUGUGCGAGAAGCACCCGGCGCGCUGCGGAGCCAUGUUCAAGUACCUGGACACCAUCCGCAAGCUGCACGCCACCUACGGGGGCACCUCCUGGAUGAACUACGAUGAGGACUUCCGGCGGCGGGCGGCCAAGAAUCCCUCACUGCCCUGGGGCGACGUCGACUUGGACCUGUGGAUGAAGUGGAUGGCGCCCCUCAAGUCGCUUGUCCCCAGGCGCCUGCGUGCUGAGAGCGAGACACAGGCCUCGCCGGCCCAGCCACCACCGCCGGGCCAGAGCCCCAAGCAGGAGGAGAAAAGCCAGACUCCAUGAAAACAGAAGACCAGUUGGGAUGGGAGUCAGACUAAGUGGCCUGACUCCGUUGGUGUUUAAGUGGAGCUCUGGUAUUCUAGUGCAUUCUUUUACCUCUGCUUCUGUUGCGUUGCAAGCUGUGCUAGAGAAGACGUAGGAAAUUCAUUUUACCCAAUCAGCAAUUGUAACAAUGGACUACAAACCUGCAGAGCAAGCCAGUUUGCUGGAAAACAGGAAUUCCUGCAGCGCAGCACUUGUCACAGACUAUCCAAAGAGGGCAAAGAUUCAGGAAGGUGAAUAAAUUGAACACUGGUUGAAUGAGGUCAGGAACACUCUCCCGGAGGAGAAUCCUGCCCUAAAAUACUACUUUGAAAGUAAAAGCCAAUUUAAUGCGCAGAUUAAACCUUCUCAUUUGACCAAACUUGUGUGCAAUCCUGGAUCUUUGCAGAUCACAACCGGACACUUCAAAACCCUGUGUAUUAUAUUUGUUUAAAAAAAAAUAAAUCAUAACUUGUCUUGUUACAGCUGUUACUUUUGCCAUUUCAUUGAGAGUAUCUGCAACGUAAAUGUGUAUUUGACUCAGAAAAGUAUCAUACACUCGGGAUAAUAACUCAGGUUGUCAACAGAAUUAUUCUGUGAGGCUCACUAUCCUCUUUCCAUUGUUCUGCAUUAACCAUUGCUGUCAUUGUCAGGUAGCCCGAUUGUGCAUUACAAAAUUCUUCAUAAAUUAUAAUGAUUCACCUAAGUUAUAAUUUGUUUUUAUCCUAGUAGAAUGCUUAAAAUCUUGACCAUCAGACUAGACCUUUGUAGUCUGGUGUUCAUGAAAAUAUUUUUCACUGAUUCACAGUUUGCAUUCUGCAUCUCAGUAUUUUGUUUUCUUCUUUUUCCUUGCAUACUAAAGGUUAUGGUCAAGGUAAUACUAUGAUCCAGUAAUGCGCAUGAUGGUAAGGGUUUGUCUUUAGUUGUUUCAGGAAAAAGCUGCCCUUAUGUCCUCUCCCUUUCUCAAUAUUUCCAAUAAUAUGCAUAACAUAAAGUGUUUGUAAAUUGAUAUUAAACUGUUUGUGACUUCACCUAAAUAAAUUUUUAUAUUUAAAUGCUA